This is a messenger RNA of Castor canadensis (American beaver), 3651 nucleotides long. Lineage: Eukaryota; Metazoa; Chordata; Mammalia; Rodentia; Castoridae. The record is from RefSeq and is a predicted model, not a curated record.
GAGCGAAGUCGAGGAGUUCUGCGCCGGCCUGGGCUUUCCGAACUGGAGUCCAGAUCUUACAUAAAAUGGAUGUUUUCACACUGUAUACUGAACAUUUAAGUAGAGAAUCUAUUUAAUAAAAUUUAAGCUGCCAUGGAAGAAAUACCAGUAAAAGUCGCCGUAAGAAUUAGACCUCUGCUUUGUAAAGAAGUUCUUCAUAAUCAUCAAGUUUGUGUGAGAGUUAUUCCAAACACCCAGCAAAUUAUCAUUGGGAGAGAUAGAGUUUUUACUUUUGAUUUUGUUUUUGGUAAAAAUUCCACUCAAGAUGAAGUUUAUAAUACGUGUAUAAAGCCCUUAGUGUUAUCACUCAUUGAGGGCUAUAACGCAACUGUUUUUGCCUAUGGACAGACUGGAUCUGGGAAGACAUACACCAUUGGAGGAGGCCAUAUUGCUUCAGUUGCAGAGGGUCAAAAGGGUAUCAUUCCUCGAGCUAUCCAAGAAAUAUUUCAAAGCAUCACUGAAAAUCCUAGUAUUGACUUUAAUAUAAAAGUAUCCUAUAUAGAAGUAUACAAGGAAGACCUAAGAGAUCUUCUUGAGUUGGAGACAUCCAUGAAAGAUCUUCACAUCCGAGAAGAUGGAAAAGGAAACACAGUGAUUGUUGGGGCCAAGGAAUGCCAUGUGGAGACUGUGGAUGAGGUGAUGAGUCUUCUGGAGGUGGGGAAUGCGGCCAGACAUACAGGUACCACCCAGAUGAAUGAACACUCCAGUAGAUCACAUGCAAUUUUUACAAUCAGCAUUUGUCAAAUUGAGAAAAAUACAGAAGCAGCUGAAGAUGAAUUAUGGUAUUCACAUCGGCAAAUUGUCUCCAAGUUCCAUUUUGUAGAUUUGUCUGGAUCAGAGAGAGUGACCAAAACCGGGAAUACCAGUGAACGGUUCAAAGAAUCCAUUCAAAUCAACAGUGGCUUGCUGGCUUUGGGAAAUGUAAUAAGUGCUCUUGGACACCCACGCAGGAAGAGUUCACAUAUCCCAUACAGGGAUGCUAAAAUUACUCGGCUUCUGAAAGAUUCCCUGGGAGGCAGGGCCAAGACUGUCAUGAUCACCUGUGUUAGCCCAUCUUCCUCGGACUUUGAUGAGUCCUUAAAUUCUCUCAAAUAUGCCAACAGAGCACGGAACAUUAGAAACAAACCCACUUUAAACUUUAGCCCAGAAUCAGACCGAAUGGAUGAAAUGGAAUUUGAAAUUAAGUUGCUGCGACAAGCUUUGCAAAGCCAGCAGGCAAGUAUCAGCCGAACUAGCCAGAUCCAUCAAGAGGGCGCUCCUGGUAAAAACAGGAUUCAUUCUCUUGAGGAGCAAGUAGCUCAGCUACAAGAGGAGUGUCAGGGCUACCAAAAUUGUGUAGAGGAGGCCUUUACCUUCCUCGUGGAUUUAAAAGAUUCUGUCAGACUAAACCAAAAGCAGCAGCACAAACUGCAGGAGUGGUUUAACAUGACCCAAAAGGUCAGGAAGGCUGUCCUCACUUCAUUCCGAGGGAUCCAAGGCAUUGAAAAUCUGGAAGAGGGACCACAGCAUAUUACAGUUCUCCAGCUGAAGAGAAAGCUUAAGAAAUACCAGGUCUACUCAAGUCCUCCUAUGUACUCUCUGGAUAAAGUACUUGCUGGAUUUCGAACACGAAGUCAGAUGCUGUUGGGUCACAUAGAAGAAGAAGAUGAAGUCCUCCACUGCCAGUUUUCUGGUAACAGUGAUGAUGAAGAAUCAGAAGGCCAGGAAAAAUCUAGAAUUAGCUGUACAAGUUGCUCAUGGAUUAAAAAGCCAGGCUCUGUUUGUUCUCUUGUUGAGUUGAAUGAUACCCAGGAUGGAUCACAAAAGUCAAGUUUGGGGAAUGAAGAUUUAAAGAUUGAAUGUCUCCGGGAGGGUCAGACAAAUUUGCAAAAAUUAAGGAAUUCAGAACUUAUACUUAAUGAAGCUAAACAAAAAAUGAGAGAACUUAAAAUUAACAUCAAGAUGAAAGAAGAUUUGAUUAAAGAGUUAAUAAAAACAGGUAAUGAUGCCAAAUCUAUAAGCAGACAGUAUUCUCUGAAAGUAACAAAACUAGAGCAUGAAGCAGAACAGGCAAAAGUGGAACUGACUGAAACAGAAAAGCAGCUGCAGGAACUGGAAAACAAAGAUCUUUCUGACGUUGCUUUGAAGGUAAAAUUACAGAAAGAAUUCCGUAAGAAGAUGGAUGCUGCAAAGCUGAGAAUCCAGGUCUUACAGAAGAAACAACAAGAUAGUAAGAAAUUGGCAUCACUGUCGAUACAAAAUGAGAAACGUGCCAGUGAACUACAGCAGAAUGUAAAUCGCAUGAAACAUCAGAAGGUACAGCUGCAAAAAAGACUUCAAGAAGAAAAUGAAAAAAAGAAGGAACUGGAUGCAGAAAUUAAGCGAGAUCAACAAAAAAUCAAAGAACUACAGUUAAAAACAGAACAGGAAGAAGGUCUAAAACUGAAAGCUGAGGACCUUCAUGCAUUUAACUUGAAAAGGAGAAAAAGUCCUUUUAGAAAUGUAGACCAACUCCAGAAAUUGGAUGAGCAAAAGAAAUGGUUAGAUGAAGAAGUAGAGAAAGUUCUGAGCCAACGCCAAGAAUUAGAGGAACUAGAAGAAGACUUAAAGAAACGGGAGGCCAUAGUUGCUAAGAAGGAAGCCCUGCUACAGGAGAAGAACCACCUGGAAAAUAAGAAGUUGAGAUCUAGUCAGGCCUUAAACACAGACAGUUUGAAAAUAUCAACUCGCCUGAACUUGUUGGAACAAGAGUUGUCUGAAAAGAGUGUGCAGCUUGACAGCAGCACAACUGAGGAGAAAAUAAAGAUUUCAGAACAAAUUCAAGCCCUCCAGAAAGAAAAGGAUCAGCUCCAGAGACAAAGAAACAGUGUGGAUGAAAAACUUAAAAAUGGUAGAGUGCUGUCGCCCGAAGUAAGUCAGUAUUCUUUGGAACUGAAGUUGCUGUAUGAUGAUGGAUAACUUGAGUAAUUUCUUAUCACAUAAUCAUAAAAAUGAUAAAUCUGGUAAACUUUGUUUUCCUUGAGAUUUUGUCAGCUGUAAUGAGUUUACUUAGCAUCUCUUUGGCACUAUUUUAAACCAUGAUUGGGUAGAGACAGAUGUCCUCACAGAGUGGUUCAGAGAUGUGGCCUCUUCCUGGCACUGUUAGGCAUUAGGAAACUAAUACUUCCUUGAGUAUGGCCUUCUGAGCUGGGUUUUCUCAUCCCAAAUCACAGAACACAGAAAAUAAUUUGAAGGACUCUUUUCUCAGUUCUUCCAAGGAGGGCACCCAACUUCUCUUUUAUAUAUCUGUCUUAAAGAUACUAGGUGGUUCACUAUGUACCACAAAUGCCUAGGGUUAAUUCUUUCUGUGGAAACAUGUUUGGAAAGGGGCUGAUGUUUGGGAGCAUAUUCCCACUAGGUCCAAACAAAUAGACACACAAAAUCAAAUCCCAGUAAAAUACCUUUCAGUUACAGUUUUUAAAGAGCAUAUGGCUCCACUCAUCUCUAUUAAAAAAAACAAAACUGUGUAAAAGACAGUUCAUUCAUUGGCUAUCUAAUUGCCCUAGACUUGUCUUUUAGAAAAUUUUUAUUUCAGUUGGUAUUGGUCCCUCUACCUGACUUUAUUAGACAAAGAUGAACUUUUGAGCUUGAAUU